AUGGAGCUAAUCUGCAUUGAGGCAACCUCGAUUAAUCCUACGAAAUCGACGCCGUUCGGCACGUCCAGCAACGCUGAAUCCUGCAUAGUGAUUGCGUUAACUGCCGGCCGAGGAGAUGCCAGGAACGAAGUCGGUUUGGCAGCGAUAGAUCUUCAAUACCCAUACUUGAUUCUCUGUCAGAUCAGCGAUUGUCAAACAUAUGUGAAUACUCUGACGAAAAUCAAUGUUGUUGACCCGGUAGAAAUACUAAUGCCGGAAACGAUGUGCGAACAUCACGGUCGUGGGAACAAACUGUACAGAUCGAUUAAAGAGAAAUUUCAUGCACUCAACAUCACGCCGAUUUCGCGAGUACACUUCAACGAGUCCACCGGUAUGGAACGCGUGCGAACUCUAUGCGCCAGAGAAUACUCGACCGUGGAGCUGAUAGUAAAGCAAAAGUAUUACGCUUUAGCUGCCGCUGCGGCAUUGCUGAAAUAUGUGGAGUACGUUCAACACAUGGUUUACGCUCCGAAAUCGAUGAGGAUAGAGUUUCAAGGGUCGCCGAAUACCACAAUGAUCGAUAUAGAGAGUGCACGAAGUCUCGAACUGGUCGUCUCGCAGUCCAAGCAGUCCAUCGUCAGUCUGCUGGGCACGAUGAACCGCUGCUUGACCCCUAUGGGCAGAAGACUCCUGCGCGCUUCCAUUCUUCAGCCUUCGUGCGACGAGUCUUUAAUCGCCAAUCGACAAUCCUGCGUAGCGGAAUUAGUGUCAAAUCAUUCUCUGUGCAUCAGUCUUCAGCCGGUGGUACAACGCUUGUUCGGUACGGAUCGUUUAUUGACGUUGGCGAUUAAACCUCUGUACGUCAACGACAUGCAAAAUGCGGAACGAAAUUUAAAUUAUGCGCUACUCUUGAAAAGCUGCCUGGACACCGUUCCGGAAUUAGAGGCGAUUCUUGCGAUCGGUGUUCAUCCGUUCUUUGUAAAAACACGAAAGAAUUUAGGAAACUCAGAAUUCCAAGUUAUGAAGGAUAAAAUUUUAACACUGAUUCAUGCGGACGCGAGAUUCGUGAAGGGAUGCACUUCCUUGAGUAUGCAACGGUGUUUCGCUAUAAAAAGUGAUAUCAACGAGUUGUUGGAUAUCGCUCGCCAAAUCUAUUGCGAGUUGAUUAGCGACAUGAAAAAUAUGGUGGAGCAGUUAGCCGUGAAACACAAGCUUCCAUUAUCCUUAGAAUACAACAUAAAUUUGGGUUACUAUAUAAAUGUUGUCAUACCACGAGGUUCAAACAUGAUAAUCUCGGACUUACCGGCGGAAUUUAUUCAGGCACGAAAGAAUAGGAGGUCCUUCACAAUGACAACAACGGCGCUAUUAACAUUGAAUAAACAAUGCAAAGACGCUUGCGAGGAGAUUUACAUGAUGAGUAACACAUUGUUGACCAAUUUACUGGAGGACAUCCGACAACACGUCGGUUGUUUAUUUCAAUUAAGCACUGAUGUGGCGGAGUUAGACUUAAUUUUAUCGUUGGCGCAAAUCAGUUCUAAUCCAGAAUACGUGAGACCGUCAUUCGGAGUGAAAUUAGAAUUAAUAAACUCGUUACACCCUAUUAUGGAAUUAUUUAACAGAGAUCUUCCUAUAGCUAACGACGUAAACGCAUCGAUUACGCAUAAUUUUCACCUGAUAACUGGACCGAAUAUGAGCGGCAAGUCUACGUAUUUAAAGCAGAUCGUUCUACUUCAAAUCAUGGCGCAGAUCGGUUCCUAUGUACCGGCAAGGAAAGCAACGUUCCGCGUUGCAGAUCGCAUACUUUGUAGGAUUAGUUCUCGCGAUGACGCCGAGCUUAAUGCAUCCGCCUACGUCCUCGAAAUGAAGGAGGCACAAUACAUCCUGCAAUCCGUCACACCCAAGUCUCUCGUCAUACUCGACGAGCUCUGCAGACAUACUACGGUUGAGGAGGGUUCCGCCAUCGCUUGGGCGAUAUGCGAGAAAUUAUCGCUGACGACCGCGUUCACGUUUUCCGCGACGCACUUUUUACAUCUUACCGCGCUGAGCAAUAUGUAUUAUAACGUAACAACCCAUUGUUUCGAGACGAAAACCGCGGAGUCGGAAGAAUCGAACGAUCUGCAUCUGAUAUAUACUCACAAAUUGAAUCCCGGAACAGGACCUACAGAUCACUAUGGGAUCGCUCUAGCGGAAGUAUCCUCUCUACCAAAAUGCGUUACAAUUAAAGCGCGAGAGUACGCGUUCCAGCAAUCCGUCAACACACAAAAUAAUAAUUUUCGAUCCAUCACGAGUUCUUUGUCGUGGGAGAAAUCAUGUUACAAUGCGAUCGUUCAGUUACGCGCACUAUUGGAGAAUAAUCGUUUCACUUUCGCAAAUAUAAUAAGUAUCAUGAAACAAUUGGAUCUAAGCAAGCAAACGAAAAGAGCGCAGCCAGCGCAAGUUCAAAUAAAAUCCCCCAACGUCGUGCAGGAAUGUAGAGAACAAGAGAAAUAUGAGGAAGAAAAAAAUCUUGUUGUUGCGUCGAAUAAUAAUUUGACGAUGACGAGGAUGGAAGACGUCGUAUUGUUACCAGAAUCGGCGAAUAAAGAUGAACAAAAGGUGAACGAAGACAAAGUCCAAGAUGAACCGAUGGAAAUCGUCGAAAACGACAAUUGGAAGGCAGACGAGUCGAUACACGAUGUCAUAGCAAAUCAAAAGGCACUUCCAUUGCCAGAGACAAUCGAUAGAAAUCCAUUCGUUAAUCCAAACUCUUCUUUGCAAUCUCUGACGAGCGAUCCGCGAUUUUAUGUUUGCACGUCGUUCGCGGCGAGCACCCCGAAAACAACAUUGCAACUUUGCGAAGCAAAUCUACGAUCGAAUUUUACUACAAACUCAUCGGUAAUGACCUCUCCAUCGACAUCCUUUAACUCUCAGUCCCAAUAUCACGAUUAUUGCUUGUCCGAGGGAGAAUUUGACAUCACUCUACCUAGGUCGUCUCAAUCAACCCCGAGCGAUAUAGCGAAGACGACCGCACGGUCGAAAGAGGCGAAGAUUUUUCGGCAGAUCGAAGGCGAUGACUUUAACGAAGAGAGUUUCUUCAAUGAUACACAAAUAACAUUGAAAUCAGACUUUUCUACGGAUAAUGACGUGAUGAUGUUACCACUGUAA
This is a messenger RNA of Mycetomoellerius zeteki, 3123 nucleotides long. RefSeq names its product mutS protein homolog 4. Lineage: Eukaryota; Metazoa; Arthropoda; Insecta; Hymenoptera; Formicidae. The record is from RefSeq and is a predicted model, not a curated record. Gene Ontology annotation, molecular function: ATP-dependent DNA damage sensor activity; mismatched DNA binding; ATP binding. Gene Ontology annotation, cellular component: nucleus. The coding region runs from base 1 to 3123 and encodes 1040 amino acids. Gene Ontology annotation, biological process: mismatch repair; reciprocal meiotic recombination. The transcript is spliced from 16 exons.